CGGCCGCGGCGGGCCCUCAGCGUGUCGUUCGCUUACGGGGGAACCAAGAAGAGCAGAGGCCAGCAAGGGUCACGGCGGAGGUGGCUGAAGGCAGCGUUCCUCCUCUCCUCUGCUGCCGUCGGUGGCCUCCUGAGCUGGAGCUACCUGAGUGCCGAGGAUGGGGUCACGGAGGUGCUGGCCCAUCGCAGUGAGAGCCUGCAGGACAAGUUCAUUGAGGUCCCCUGCUCUGAGGACUACGACAGCCACAAAAGGUUUGAAGGGUGCACUCCUAGAAAGUGUGGAAGAGGUGUGACUGAUGCGGUAAUCACAAGGGAAGAAGCUGAAAGAAUCCGUAGAAUAGCAGAGAGGGGACUGUCCUUGGGAGGAUCUGAUGGAGGGGCAUCAAUUUUGGACUUGCACUCUGGAGCUCUUUCACUGGGGAAGCAUUUUGUUAAUCUGUACAGGUACUUUGGGGACAAAAUUCAAGACAUCUUCACAGAAGAGGAUUUUGCAUUAUAUCGUGAUGUAAGACUGAGAAUUCAACAAAGGAUUGCUCAGGCGUUUGGUAUCAGCUCUGCUUCCAUGUACCUGACUAAACCAACCUUCUUCUCGAGAAUAAACAACACAGAAGCUAAGACAACGCACGAUGAAUACUGGCACCCACAUGUUGACAAGAUAACUUAUGGCUCUUUUGACUAUACUUCACUGCUCUAUCUCUCUGACUACACUGAAGACUUUGGUGGUGGGCGGUUUGUCUUCAUGGAUGCAAGUUCCAACAAGACAAUCGAGCCCCGAGCAGGACGGGUUUCCUUUUUCACCUCUGGAUCGGAGAACCUUCAUCGGGUGGAAAAGGUUCACUGGGGCACUCGCUAUGCCAUCACCAUUUCCUUCACCUGCAACCCAGACCAUGGCAUUGGGGAUCCAGUUUUGAUGUAA
Messenger RNA from Pelecanus crispus (Dalmatian pelican), 915 nucleotides. Lineage: Eukaryota; Metazoa; Chordata; Aves; Pelecaniformes; Pelecanidae. The record is from RefSeq and is a predicted model, not a curated record.